CUCUAUUUUAUUUAACAACUUUCACUCGUACGCGAGAGUCCGUCUGGUGGCCACUGUGCGCGUGUUACUGCGUGAACGGUGGUUUCGCUUCACUUUUCCUUCGUCGGACACGCCCUCUCGCCCACCGAGACAAGGGAAAAGAGAGAGCAUGAAACCGAAAGCGGAGGGGCGGCGGCGAUAACGAGGCAAACUGUCUUCGGCCGGCCGCUCGCUGCGGCAGACGCCAGCGGUGUGCUCAGCGUCGCUACGUGGGUGCCCUGCGAUCGAGGAGUGUGCUUCGCGUACCGUGUUCGGCGCUUGUUUCGGCGUCUUGGAGUUUUUGGAGCCGCGAAGCCAUCGGCGAGCCCGUCAAUACAGCAUCGAGAAGACGCGAUCGUCGUAGCGAGGAUACGACCAUGGCUUCGGCGUCGCCGGAUCGCGCGGUCUCUUCGAAGGGCCUGGUCCUGGGAGUGGACCUGGGCACGACCACGGUCAAGGCGUGCCUUGUAUCGUCCGAAGGCGGCUCCGCGGUCUCAUCGCUGUCGCGCGAGACGAAGGCGACCAUCGCCAGCGACCUGGGUUCUCUGGGCAGCGAGCAGGACGCGCACAAGAUCUGCACCGCGUUGCAGUUCUGCCUGUCGCAGCUGCCCAAGGAACAGCUGGCUCGCGUGACGCGCGUCGCGGUCUCGGGACAGAUGCACGGCGUGGUCCUCUGGAGACGCGAAAGCGGCUGGAAGCGCAACGCGUUCGGACGCUUCGACGUGGACGUGGUGAGCGCGCUGUACACUUGGCAGGACGGGCGCUGCUCGGCGAGCUUCCUCGAGUCCCUGCCCAGGCCCCGCUCGCACUUGCGCCUCAGCUCGGGCCACGGCUGCGCGACGCUCUUCUGGCUGCUCAGGCACCGGUCGCGCGAGCUGCUGGAGCGCUUCGACCGCGCGGGUGCCGUGCAAGACUUGGUGGUGGCCAUGCUGUGCGGCCUCGACCGGCCGGUCAUGUCCACGCAGACGGCUGCGUCGUGGGGCUACUUCGACACCGUCGACGGACAGUGGAACACCGACCUGCUGCGCGAGGCGGGCUUCCCGGUGGACCUGCUGCCGGCCGUGGUCGAGCCGGGCGCCGUGGCCGGCUGCCUGGAGCACCCCUGGUACGGCAUCCCCGCGGGCACGCCCGUGCACGCCGCCCUCGGGGACACGCAGUGCUCCGCGCUGUCCGUCGGCGCCGGGGAAGGCGACGCCGUGCUGAACAUGAGCACGUCGGCGCAGCUGUCGUUCCUAUUGGAGCCGUCGUUCGUGCCACGGGCCAGCGAUGAGACGGGUGGCGCUCUGGAGGCCUUUCCUUACUUUGGCGGCCGUUACUUGGCUGUGGCCGCCUCCCUCAACGGUGGCAACGUGCUUGCCAUAUUCGUUCGCAUGCUACAGCAAUGGAUGCAUCAGCUAGGUACGGGAAUUCCCGAGAGCGCCAUCUGGGAACGGCUUCUCGCGGCUGGAGCGGACGAACGGAGCGCCACCUCAGCCAGCGCCCAGUCGGCCGACGCGACCACCCCGCCCCCACCGGACCUGGUAGUGACACCGACGGUGUUCGGCGAGCGCCACAUGCCGGGCGCCCGCGGCUCCGUGUCCGGAAUCGGGCCGCAGUCGGCGCUCAGCCUGGGCGCGGUGCUGCGGGCCCUCUGUCAGGGCCUCGCGCGCAACCUGCACGCCAUGAUGCCCCGCGAGAUGCUGGAGCGCGCGGGCGUCCGCCGAAUCGUUGGCACGGGCAAAGCCUUGACGCGCAACGCGUGCCUGAAGCAAGCCGUCCACGACGUUUACGGCAUUCCCCUCGAGCUGGGCGGCAAGGGCGACGCGGCGCUGGGCGCUGCGCUGGCGGUGCUCGCCCAUGCAGAGCGCGGCCACGCUACUGGCACCUAAUCGAAGUCGCAGGCACGAUAUGCGGAUGGCGUAGGUUGCACAGGUAUAGCGUUGAAUGACGAAUCCUCCCCGUAAAGCGCAGCUAAGACGCCCAGAACUGGUCACCGCUGUGUCGCAUACGUCCUCUUUGCCUGUCGUAAUGUUUGUCAUUUCGCAGUGUACCUUCGAAAUGAGCUAUUGUGGCCUUCUGCGCAGUAUCAGAAGCGUCACUUUCCUGCAGAGCUAAUAAUCCCAGCGAGGGCUUGUCGGUAGUUUUCAUGGUGACUUCUAUAAUGCUUAUAUAUUACGAUGAAGUUUAGUAGGCUGGCAAUCUUGUUGGUGCAAAGUGGUUAGCGCUGGCGCGGUAUAAGUGUGCGUUGCGUCUAAAAUUCUGCAAACGUCUGUGAGCAACGCCAUAUCCCUGCUGCGACCAAUACUGCUCUUUAUAUACAUGAAUUGGCGCUCUUAGAGCCCUGCGUAUUGAUAUCAUUGUUAAAGUUUGGUUUCUGGCGUGCUUUAGGAUAGCGCAUAUACCUUGUAUGUGAUCUAUCUGAUUCUAUGGAAGUAGUUUGCAUGCAGGAUACCCUAAGCUGCGCUGGGAGAUAUUUUGCUAGUCAAUACAUUGCCAAAUUCUCUUGUCACUGAACAGUGGAAGUGUUCCAGCAUCGCCGUCAAUUACGCCGGAUGUGUCUGUUGGCGUUGUGAAAACAUCCAUCACGUUUAAAGAUAUGAUGCCUUGAUGCAAUAGCACCACCUUUGUGAUUUGCCAGUUUGUCAAUUGUGUACUUGAGGGUGGUGGUGGAGAACUGUAGCAUGAGUGUAUUGACAACAGGUUACGGCUGAUCAGGGUGGCAAAGAAAUGAAAUGAGUGAUUGGAGCUACGAAACAUGUUUUCGAUGUGUACGUUCAUAUUGGCAUUGCGAGCUUGCUUUGUGACUGUCAUUUUCUCCUUUCUUUGACUAGAGUAUAUGCGAAACCCUAGCUGUUUGACUCACAUUUUGCCCCAACAUGGUUAUGUUGUUUUUGAGAGGAAACUUGUACUCUUCAUAUUGUUUUCUCGACAAUUCUAGAGAAACGCACACUUACCAAGUUGCAAAUUAUAGGAACAAAGGUUUUGAGUCGCCAUGUUACCUCUAUGAAAUAAUGCUGCUGAGAAUGAAUGAUGGGACAAGCAAGGCAAAGUUACUGUGAGGCAAAAGUAGGACUGAACGUACAUGUAUAUUUAUAAAUCUGUAGUGCAUGAAACAUGUAAGAAACACAAAUAGGAAGCGAAGUUGUUUCUGGGGAGCAUAGCACGUGCCGCAGUUACUAUAACAUUGGUGCUCAAGCCUGAUGUAAAGCGUGUGCGCCAAGUGUGUGGUACAGUAAUUGUUUGAGCAAGUUCUGGUACUAAAUUGAUUACCGAUAGGCACUGAUGCCUGUGUCACUUUAAACAUCUUAUACUAUUGCGGGAUUGCUCUUUGGUAGUUUCAUUACGUUUUUCAAAGUUAUCAAAAUAAAUAAAUCUUGCAGAAUAUGGUGCCAGUCUGAAGCACCGCCCAUUGUUGACUUUGUUGGCGCUGUGAAAAGGAAAGCGCUGCAACACACUACGUACAUAAGGUGCACUUGAGGUACAGAAAUGACACUGCGGUUGGCCACUAGCAGCUCCUUCUUUUCCCCUGGUGAUGACAACCUGCAGACUACACGAUAGAAGUGUUAAAUGUGUGCCUCUCCAUUUCUCUUGACAUGCCCACAGCCAAAAGUAUUUCACUCAGGCGGUGUUUUGCGCAGCGCAUGAACAGAUUAGAGCACGGCGCAUUUUCUCUCCUGUGCUUCUAAACCCAUUCAUGCACUGCGCAAAACACCGCUAUGAACUCGUUCCAACUCGCCCAAGCUUCCACCCUUGUUCACCAAGGCUUAUUUUAUUCACGAGUAAAGAACGGGUUUUGUUGCGCGAGACCAUGUGUUUUGUAAUAAGGCAAACGCUUUCUUAUCUGGUAUUUUUGUCCUUUCUACCCACCGCGCUGGCACAGCGGUUAGGUGCUCCGCUGCUGAGCACUAGGUCGCGGGUGCGAUUCCCGGCUACGGUGACAGCAUUGCGAUCGGAGCGAAACGCAAAAACGCUCGCGUACCUAGAUUUAGGUGCACGGCAAGGAACUCCACGUGACCAAAAUUGGCGUGAGCGCAUUUUGCUAUUGCGUGCCGCCUCAAAGCCCUUGUAGAGGCUUAAGCGUUGAUGAUGUAGCAUGCGCAUGAUGAUAAUAACUAAUGCCAUUGACUCUGCAGCUGUAGGCAUACGUGCUUGUCAUCUUCCUCUUUAAUAGUAUUUCACACUGUGGUUUAUGCUAAAAAAUGGCAUGAAUACCACCACCUCUACUAGAGCACUCAUGCUUAGAAGCUUUGAAUCGCAACAGACUCAUUUUCCCUCACCCGAUUAAAUGUCUUGCCCUUACCAAGAAGGUUAUUUUUUAUGUGACAAGCCAGUCGAGAAGACUGGCAUGUCGCUACCAUUCUGCUAAUCAAGCUCACUUCGACUAUAUUCUUCGCCUUGUGUCCCUGCUGUAGUCUGGAAUAGAAUUUGACGAAUGCAUUAAGUCGUCACUCUCGGCAAUCUGCAGGUAGACUACUGUCCCACGAGUUACCAACGCUCUUGUACUCACGGCAAUGUUUUUAGCAUGUCUACUUGCCUAGCA
Molecule: messenger RNA, 4537 nt
Organism: Dermacentor andersoni
Lineage: Eukaryota; Metazoa; Arthropoda; Arachnida; Ixodida; Ixodidae
Product: sedoheptulokinase-like
Biological process (GO): glycerol metabolic process; phosphorylation; cellular response to lipopolysaccharide
Cellular component (GO): cytosol
Molecular function (GO): sedoheptulokinase activity
Source: RefSeq, a predicted model, not a curated record